AUGCCAGAGCUCCUGUCCUCUGCGCAUGCAAAUUGCGUUUCCGCAUUCGAGUCACUCAUCCACACGCUCGAUCCACAAAAUCGCGAAAAUCAUGAUCAAAUUAUGCUGGUAGACAUCAAGCGGGCAGACAUCAAAGAAGAAUUUGAUAGAUACAAAAUCUGGGCUGGUAGCGUUGGCGCUACUCAAUUGGGAAAACACGAUAAGAAAUUACUGGAAUACCGUUUGCGAGAAGCCUCAUUCUUGAAGGACCAGACUUUAAAGUUGCUCUCGACCUUGAGAGACCGCAUAGUUACAAUUGAUAAGAUUUGCAGUAAGCCUGGUUCAUAUGAAGAGCGAGAAGAAGAGUCUGACUCCGAAGAAUCUACUUCCUCCAACCGCGGAGUGAACUGCGAAGAAGAAGAAAAUGAGUUUGAGGAUUCGCCUUGGGAGAUCUCUUCCGAUUCAAGUAACGAUGACGGGUGUUUAUCCAAGCAUCAGCUGAUCCGUGAUAAACCUCAAACCUCAAGCGAAGAUUCAACCAAGGCUAUAACAACAUCUGGUCCGAGUGUACGCUAUAUUCCCAUGUCCGUCUCGAGGUCGGUGGAAUCUAUCAGGUUCACCGUCACCUCCCUCUAUCGACUGCCUAUCAGUGACCCCGCACCUCUGGAUCGAAUUGAAUACAAGACAUCUAUCGAGCUAGGUGUUUAUCAAAACUCUGAUGUCAAAUAUGUGGAAAGCAAAUUUCCUCAUAUUCAGCAGCGAGUUGCAGCACGACUGGGAAAGAUGAUAACUCGGCGCCGCCAGAUACUUGCAUACCGCGAGGCUCACCAGCGGGGCCUUGCUUCCAAUAUAGUGCAAGCUCAAGCAUUUUCCGUGUCGGAAAACUCACGAGCCUCGUCGAUCGAAACCCGCAGCAAUCAGGCUACGCCAGUGUCCCCAGAACCCGUAAAAACGUUAGUUGCGCCUUCCGCCGUUUCGUCACUAUCAACAACAGUGGAUCUCCACGCUACAAAAGAUCUUCGGAUUGAGACAUUCUCGCGGCCAAAAGGUGCCGAUGGUCGGAAGCUUGAACGAUUCGAGUGCCCUUACUGUUUCCAGAUCAAAAACAUAUCCGAUGAUCGGCAAUGGCAAGAGCACAUCCUCGAGGAUCUUCAACCUUACGUGUGCACGUCCGGCGAUUGCGAUCUUUAUGACCACUUCUUCGACAGCAGAGACGCCUGGUUCAACCAUGAAGUACAUCACCAUCGAACACUAUGGUCUUGCAAUAUGAAAGGUCAUCCAAAGUUUGACCUGGAAGAGGAAUUCCUGUCACACAUGCAGGAGAUACAUAAACAAAGAAUCGAAGGCAUGCGAUUUAGUCUCGUCAAGAACAUGUUCCGCCAUCCAACAGAAAGUCUCAAAGGGAUGUGCAAUUUAUGCCACCACGAGUCAGAAGAUCUGAAGAGUCAUCUCUCUGAACACCUCCAGCACAUGGCUCUUUUUGCGCUUCCCCGCAUCGAUGAGACUGCUCGUAGUGGCCAAUCCAGAAUUGAUGCUGGGUCAUCAGUGCAUGAAGAGUUCAAUCCACUGCUUAGCAUGGAGGUCUAUUCUAGUGAUAGCUCUCAGCACUCGGACGAAUUUCCCAUGUCGAAUCGCAUGACUUCGGUCACAAGUGCCACUUCCGUCCACGAGACCGCUGUAAAGGAGCUUACUCGACGCAUUUGUGAAGCUAUUGACGACACAACAGCUGGGUUUGAUAACGAGCCCGAUGCGAAGAACGCACAUUGUUUCCUACCAAGAACCGAUUUGGCGAAUAUACUUGAUCGAUAUGCUCUGCAUCAGUUGAUUAAAGAGCUGAUUAGUGAACGGGCGGAUUCUGGUCCUACUUCUACGGAUGAAGAAAGCGACGGCAACGGCGAUUUGCAUACAAACCCGGACAGAAUUGUUCAUGCCUACGUACAAAGAGCGAUCAGCCAUCCUCCAAGGCUAGCUUUGCUUGCGCUGUUUCUCUACGAUGGACGCCCAUCUCUGCACGCGCUUUUCCUGAAAUGGCUCGAGCUGCCCGAUUUUCCAUCCAACCUUGAUCUGCCUUUGAAUGAUAACACCUUGAGAGCGAACGGAUUUCCUGAUGAUUGUUUUCGGUCUAUUCUCAAUAACCAAAACAUAUUCAGGCCGGUCUGGAUUCGGGAGAAUCUACAUCAGGAUUUCAGAGACUGGGAUCGAUUGCCCUACAUUGGCAAGCCCAAGCCGAUCAAAGAUGGUUCUUCUGGUUCUGUGUAUAGUGUAAAAAUAGCAAAGGGACAUUGGGAGAUCAAUCGUGAUGGUCGGUACAUACCCGGAAACCCGCACGAGCCGUAUCCCGUGGCAAUCAAAGUGUUUAGGGAAGUCCCUGGAGGACGCAGUAGAGAAGAAGCUACCGAGGAUUUCCGAGUUGAGCGUAAAAUUCUGGAUCAGAUCCGCGUUUCGAAGAUCAAGCACGAGAUGGUUAUGCUGGAUUUAGGAAGCAUCACUAUACUUGACGGAGCGAACCAAAAGGUCAGCCACUCGCUUAUGUUCAAACUUGCAACGUUUAGUCUCGCAGAGUUUCUCAAAGACGAACGUCGACAUGCAAAAUACAGCACAAGGAGCGUUUUGUUCUCGAAGCUAGUUGACAUUUCGGAGGCAAUGGCAUACCUCCAUCAUCAUCUCGAUAUACUCCAUCUUGAUAUCAAGCCCGAUAACAUUUUAGUGUUCGAAAAGGGGAGAAGUCGCCAAGACAACGAAGACGGAGCCGGAGAUGAAUUAGUGUGGAAGCUUAGUGAUUUUGGGCUUGCGCGUAACAAGGGUGCCGCGGCGAGAUUUGGUCUAGGCGGGCGCAAUCUAGGUAAUCGCGAAUCACUGUCAUCAGAGGUCGAGGCAGUGAGGUACGCAGGUCCUUAUCAACCGCCCGAAGUUCAUAAACGAGAGUCUAGUGGAGUAGGACGACGAAGUGACGUCUGGUCUAUGGGAUGUGUCGCGUUGAUGGUGUUGGCUUUCAUGACCAACGGAGUUGCUGAAGUGGAAAACCUCUGGAGUAAACUACCCGUCGAUUUUCAACAGCGAGGUGGAAGACAACGACUGUUCUAUCACAGAAGUGACUCAAAUUUGUGGGAGGAAGGAAAAGCCUUCAGGUACACGUAUAUGCGAGACUUCGACCCCGACAUCGGAGACAUUCCCGGCACGAGUGGACCACUACAAGCUGCUGUUCAUCCACUCGUCAUCUCAUGGUCGAACAUGUUAUACGAUUCUUAUGCCAAUCCUGCAGAGAAGAUUCUUGUGGGGGACAUACUUGAAGUAAUGUUCCGUCACGUCCUUCUCAUUAAUCGCUCCCAAAGAAUGAGAGCAAGUGACCUAGCGGAGAGAAUGGGCAAUUUGCAAAAGAGAUGGAAACUAUUCGAGCAAGGCAUGGACCAUCCGAACAACUCUAGGGAAGGUUCACGCUCGGAAAGCGUAAACAGCCACGAGUCCGCAUCGAAUGGGAUCCCAGAACCUCCAGGGGUGGAAGCCAGUAUUCAUCCAUUGAACCCGUUAGUUGUAGAGACACUACUUCCACACUCAAACCUCUGUCGCGCGAUCAUAAGCGACGACAACAUUACUGUACUCAAAGAGUUGGACAGAGACAACGGCGUGCAGCUGUUGAAGAACAAAUGUGGAUCCUGCAAGAUAUACCCUAUUCAUAAGGCUCUCCGCAACAGGGCCUAUAAAUCCCUCAAGAUACUUGUCGGGAAGUCUGACCCAGCUAUCGCCGGACUUGCCUGCCUCGAAAGCGGCGAUCAAACUGCAGUCGAGCUAGCAAGCCAAGGUUCCGGUGACAGUAAGGCACUCGAAAUAUUUCUGGACCAUCACGCCAUCUUCAGUGUGACAAAAGAGUUUUUCUACGAGCGCAAACGAUAUCUAGACUAUCAGUCAAGAGCAUCUCUGAAGGAACUGUGGAAGAGGUCGCAAACAUAG
This is a messenger RNA of Alternaria arborescens, 3927 nucleotides long. RefSeq lists its product as hypothetical. Gene Ontology annotation, molecular function: protein kinase activity; ATP binding. Lineage: Eukaryota; Fungi; Ascomycota; Dothideomycetes; Pleosporales; Pleosporaceae. The coding region runs from base 1 to 3927 and encodes 1308 amino acids. The transcript has a single exon. The record is from RefSeq and is a predicted model, not a curated record. Gene Ontology annotation, biological process: protein phosphorylation.